This is a messenger RNA of Mizuhopecten yessoensis (Yesso scallop), 1818 nucleotides long. RefSeq names its product gamma-butyrobetaine dioxygenase-like. NCBI's taxonomy places the organism in Eukaryota, Metazoa, Mollusca, Bivalvia, Pectinida, Pectinidae. The record is from RefSeq and is a predicted model, not a curated record. The coding region runs from base 137 to 1498 and encodes 453 amino acids. The transcript is spliced from 15 exons. Gene Ontology annotation, molecular function: oxidoreductase activity. Gene Ontology annotation, biological process: carnitine biosynthetic process. Gene Ontology annotation, cellular component: mitochondrion.
UAUUCAAGUUUUGUUUGUAGACUACCUCAAGUAUACACAAUCUGCCGGUUUAUAGCACGUUGAACCACAUAAACAUUUAAAUGUGUCUGGAUGCUGUCGGCUGUCAUUUUACAAAAACAAAAAUUCGAACAAAAACAUGUUUAGAAGCUUGCUGUGUUGUAAACGUUUACUGACGUCUGCUUCAAGAUGUACACAUGGAGGACUUGGUUUACCUAAUGUGCGAAAUAUCAAACCAAUGCCUUCAGCUGUUUUGAGCCUGGGACGACCUCUUGACGAUUGUAAAUCGUUUCAAGCAAUGGUACAUACACAUGCGCCGAAAUUAGCUGCAAAAACUAUCAAAGUCAUCGACGCCGGGAAAAAAAUGGAGAUUACAUGGAACAACGGUGAAACAUCGAGAUUUCACGCUGUGUGGCUGAGACAUCAUUGUAGAUGUGUCGAAUGUUACUGCCCAUCAAGUAAUCAGCGAUCAUUACACUUCGACGAGCUGCCACUGGAAGUUCUCAUACUGAAGGCCACACUAUCAGACAGUGCCACAGUUCAAAUACAAUGGAACGAUAACAGUCACAUUGGGGAAUUUACGCCGGCAUUCCUGCAGAAAUACUGUUACUCUCAGAGCAGUUUGGAAAAGAAAAAGAAUUCUCUGAAAACAUCCUUAUAUACCAAGCCUUGUGUCCCCAGUGUUAUGUGGCAGGACUUGGAGGAGGAAAGCUACGUACACAAGUGGCUGAGUGAUAUCAACGAGCACGGGCUAAGUUUGGUCAAAGGCGCACCAAACACAAUCGAUUUGAUGUUGGAGUGCAUACCAAGACACGUAGCACCCCUGGUCAAUAGCACGUAUGGAAAGAUUUAUAAUGCGAUUGUCGAAGAAGCAAAUCCCAUCAAUUUAUCUUGUUCGAGGAAAAAGCUACAAUACCAUAUGGACAUGGUCUACUACGAGUCAACACCCGGGAUACAGUUUCUACAUUGCAUCAGAUUUGAUGAAAGCCUUGUAGGAGGGGAAACCGUCUUCGUGGACAUGUUCGCGAUAUGUGAGGAAUUUAGACGGACGAACCCAUUAGAGUUUGAGAUUCUUUGCUCUUUUCCAACUGCGUUUGAAGUAUCAAGCGAUACCCCAGUUAACUUGCUGAUAAUGAGGCCAGUAAUCAACCUUAAUAGAGAAAAAGAGAUUAUCGGGGUAUAUUGGAGCCCAAUGGCGUCCAGUGAAUUGCAGAUUGCAGAGGAAGACGUGCUGGAUUAUUGCAGAGCGAAACAGUUAUUUGCAAGAGCCAUCUCCAACUUUCACAUCCAAAAUAUAGUCAGACUUCGGCCCGGGGAUAUCAUCGCAUUCAACAACAGACGAAUGGCACACGCUCGAAAUGAAUUAUCCGGAAGUGGUGAAAGGCAUUUGCAGGGUUGCUACGUAAAUAGCUGUGAAUACAAAAGUCGUUUGAUCACUCUUGCAAGGAAGUAUGGAGAUGCGUCGUCAAUCAAGCGCGUCGGCAACAUGGAUUGGAUGUAGAAACCAUGACGGGCUUCACGUUAGGCUCGGGCCUUUUGAGGAUUAGUAUGAACGUCGUUGUUUACAAGUGUACACACAUCAGUAGACUACAUUGUUUUGAUUCUAUUUCGUGGAAUUGACUUUGUACAGUGUAACAAUUGGGUAUUGCGCAGAAUCAAUUUCGCUCAAACAUACUCAUAUAACGUAGUAUUUAAAAAUAGAUAUAUUUUGUGGCGUUGUACAGUGUUACUCAACUGAAUAUAUUCAAUGUUCUAUCAAAUGCCUGUUUGAUCUUUGUAUCGGUUGACAUUUUUUUAAAUUAUUAAUGAGAUCAAAUUGUA